AUGUUUUCUUUUUUAAUAGUAAGUGCCGUUUUACUAACCUAUACAAGAGCUCAACUGUCUAAUGAAACUGAACUUUUAAACGUUUCAUCGUCGUGUCCAGAUACCAUAUGUGACUACAUUUCAUUACAUAAACUGUCGUCACUUCUCUCGCUUAGAGCAACAGUAACAUUCUCAAACCAUUAUACAGCGCAUGGUACAGCAGCACAACAGGCUCAAUGGAUUGUAGAUCCUCAUCGAGAAAUAAUUGGCUGGAAUGCAGGUGCUUUUGCUCCACAAUACGUUCAAUUAGAUUUAAAUCAAAAACACACUAUCUAUUGUAUACGUUUACAUGUAGAACAAUGUCCUCCUGGUGAAACGAUACAUCAUAUAUUGGUCGGUGCGGAUAAGAAUCAUUUAGAAAUGGUGAGAGAAUUCAAUUUUACAACACUGAGAGGAGAUCGACUAGUCCAUACAUUUAUACCUCCAUAUGAUAAUGUGAGAUAUAUUCAAAUUAAAACAUUACAAAGUCCGUCGUGGGUUGCGUGGAUAAAUGUUCAAGUUUAUGGGGCAUCAAUGAAACACAGUUUUAAUAUAUCGUAUAUUUUUAUCACAUUAUUUGCUCUAAUAACAAAGUAUUUUCACUAG
Messenger RNA from Didymodactylos carnosus, 624 nucleotides. Lineage: Eukaryota; Metazoa; Rotifera; Eurotatoria; Philodinida; Philodinidae. The record is from the annotation of a GenBank genome assembly.